AUGGCUACCAAUCACGAGGAGACGCGACCGCCUUACGGACACGGCCCAACGUCUCGGCGCCAAGCCUAUAACCCCGUUUCAGUGACGGCUCUUGCGAACCGUGCGACUUGGGUUGCUACCAAGGAAUCCAGCGAUGAACCAAAGCUAAAUAUGGGGCACUCACACCGACUCCCUGACACGACCGGUCGCAGAGAUCGCACGAGACCUGACAAACAUAAAGCUCAUGAUCCCCACGCAGAGCUUACAUCCAGUUCAACUCUCCAGCCAGCAGAUACUUCGGACGAGAAAAAUGACAUUGCGCCCGACUCCGGGUCGGGCGGCAGCCCACUAAGCCAGCCGGCUCACACGCUGACUUAUGAAGAUGUGAUCAAAGAACUCACCACUGAGCUAGACGAUGGUCUACCCCCCGACGAAGCGAGUCGUCGUCUCCAGCAAUAUGGUCCCAAUCAACUGGACGAAGGGGAAGGUGUGUCGUUGGUCAAGAUUUUUGUGCGGCAGGUGGCCAACGCAAUGAUGCUAGUUCUGAUUUUGGCCAUGGCGGUCAGUUUUGGAAUCCAGUCGUGGAUUGAGGGCGGAGUGAUCUGCGCAGUCAUUGUCUUGAAUAUUGUUGUUGGAUUCUUUCAGGAGUACGCCGCUGAAAAGACUAUGGAGUCGUUGCAUUCGCUGUCGUCGCCGACGGGGACUGUCUCGAGAGGCGGGCAGACAUUCUCGGCACCAUCAUCUGAGAUCGUACCGGGUGAUAUGAUUGAGCUGAGGACGGGGGAUACUGUUCCAGCGGAUAUUCGCCUGGUUGAAAUAGUUAACUUCGAGACCGACGAGGCUCUUCUGAUAGGCGAGUCUUUGCCCGUCCAGAAGGAAUGCGACUCGACUUUCAAAGAGGAUACUGGCCCUAGAGACCGCCUCAAUAUCGCCUACAGUUCUAGCACUGUUACUCGUGGUCGUGGGCGUGGUGUAGUUAUCAGUAUAGGCAUGUUCACCGAAAUUGGUUCUAUUGCCCUCGUAUUGCGGGCUAGCGAUAGUAAGCGUCGUCCCGUCAAGCACGGUCCCAACGGUGAGUCUAAGAAGCGGUGGUAUAUUUAG
This is a messenger RNA of Penicillium crustosum, 1080 nucleotides long. RefSeq lists its product as uncharacterized. Lineage: Eukaryota; Fungi; Ascomycota; Eurotiomycetes; Eurotiales; Aspergillaceae. Gene Ontology annotation, biological process: intracellular calcium ion homeostasis; calcium ion transmembrane transport. Gene Ontology annotation, molecular function: P-type calcium transporter activity. Gene Ontology annotation, cellular component: plasma membrane. The record is from RefSeq and is a predicted model, not a curated record. The transcript is spliced from 4 exons. The coding region runs from base 1 to 1080 and encodes 359 amino acids.